Molecule: messenger RNA, 2620 nt
Organism: Scomber scombrus (Atlantic mackerel)
Lineage: Eukaryota; Metazoa; Chordata; Actinopteri; Scombriformes; Scombridae
Gene: slc35b2
Product: solute carrier family 35 member B2
Exons: 4
Coding region: 168-1472 (434 amino acids)
Biological process (GO): transmembrane transport
Cellular component (GO): endoplasmic reticulum membrane; Golgi membrane
Molecular function (GO): 3'-phosphoadenosine 5'-phosphosulfate transmembrane transporter activity
Source: RefSeq, a predicted model, not a curated record
UUGCCGACAUCAGAGCUAAAGGCGGCUAGUCCGAAAGAAGACUAUCCCCUAAUUAUUAAAACCUCUACCUGUCGGACCCGGGCGGCUUCAUGCUCUGUUUCAGCGGGGACGUUUGAGUCUGUCGGCGUGUGUGCUGCGCCAGGUGUCGGCCACAGAGUGAGGGGAAAAUGCCUUCUUUUUCAUGGAGGAUUUGGCCUGCACUGGUGUUGCUUCUCUUCCCUUCCUCUGUUGCCGCAGAAGAAGAGUCAUCACUACUGGAAGGCUGGCGCGAUGUCUGGCUCUUUCGAUUCCUCAUCAACAUACUGGGAUACUCCUCCAUCAUUAUCCCUGGCUACCUCCUCAUUAGCUACUUCAAGCGCCAUAAUUACCUAGAAACAGGUAGUGGGAUUUGCUUCCCUCUGAUCAAGACGUGUGUGUUUGGCAGUGAGGCCAAGGCGGGUCUUUUGGAUGACACGUCAGUUGCACCCAGGAACGAGGGUGAUUCAGGUUCAUCGAUCAGACAGGUUGUCAAGUUGAUCUUUUGUGCGGCUGGACUUCAGGUAUCAUACCUGACAUGGGGCGUCCUACAGGAGAGGGUGAUGACACGUUCCUAUGGAGCAACAACUCCAGAAGAAGCGGGCGAGAAAUUCAAGGACUCGCAGUUCUUGGUCUUCAUGAACCGCAUCCUGGCUCUGACCGUGUCAGGCUUGUGGUGCAUCAUGUUCAAACAACCUCGCCACGGAGCACCCAUGUAUAAGUACUCCUUUGCCUCACUCUCCAACAUCCUGAGUAGCUGGUGCCAGUACGAGGCCCUCAAGUACAUCAGCUUCCCUACUCAAGUCUUGGCCAAGGCCUCCAAGGUCAUUCCUGUCAUGCUAAUGGGCAAGAUAAUCUCCCGUAAAAGCUAUGAGUACUGGGAGUACUUGACGGCCGUGCUCAUCUCAGUGGGCGUCAGCAUGUUCCUGCUGUCCAGCACAACCAGCAAGCACCCAUCCAAUGUCACCACCUUCAGCGGGAUCAUCAUCCUUGGCGGCUACAUCGUUUUCGACAGCUUCACCUCCAACUGGCAGGACAACCUGUUCAAGUACAAGAUGUCAUCAGUGCAGAUGAUGUUCGGUGUCAACUUGUUCUCUUGCCUCUUCACCAUCGGCUCGCUGCUGGAGCAGGGUGCCUUCUUUGACUCGGUGGCCUUCAUGACACGUCACUCCGAGUUCGCCUUCCAUGCCGUUUUGCUCUCCGUGUGCUCGGCAUGUGGCCAGCUCUUCAUCUUCUAUACCAUCAACCAGUUUGGUGCUGCCAUCUUUACCAUCAUAAUGACCUUGCGACAGGCCAUCGCCAUUCUCCUCUCUUGUUUCCUUUACGGUCACGCCAUCACCUUAGUGGGUGGCUUCGGCAUUGGCACAGUUUUCCUGGCGCUCUUUCUACGGGUGUAUGCUCGUAACCGCAUGAAGAAGUCAGGCCGUCGGUCAACACAGCCGCUUGCACAGGUGUAGCACUACAAAGACGCACCAAACUGGGAACUGAGACCACAUUUUCUGUGGUGCUUUAUCUGUCUAUUUGUGUGUAUCUAUUUUUUUGUUGUUUUGUUUAUCUUUAGCAUUCUUUUCCAUUGUCUUUUUUUGUUGUUUUUUUGUUAGCAAUGGUACAGAAAGGGAUUCUGCAGUUUUGACACUUACACCAAGUUGCCCCCAAGGGGUCCAUGUGAUUUGUCAGGUCAGCAGUCACAGAAGUUUUUGAGUGCCUGUAAGAUUGUCUAUUACACAAGUCCCAAUCUACAAGCUGCCACUUAACAGUCUGACAGGUGGUUUCUUUUUUAUAAAUCACCUUUUGUGGCUUGUGCAGCUAAAAAAAAAGUUACUGUGACACUGAAAAAUACUGCUUGUCUGAGCUGUACGGUUACGCAUUAAUCUUCAAGCUUUUAUGAUAUUGCCCAUACUUGACUUUAACCCAUAUAUUUGAACAAGCCGGUCACCUUUCAUAUCAACAAUUGUUCUAUCCAGUGGGUUGUCUCAGAUGCCUAUCUCACACUCCUCCAUGUUGGAGAGAAUGGGCCUUUAUGUGUCUUAAUGUGGGAUUUUAUCAUGCAAAGCUGUAAACAUAGCUUGUACAUGUGGUGCAUACAUUACUGUUUAAAUUAAGGUAUAUUAACAUGUUACAGAAGAUAUCAUUUACAUUAGUAGGUGGUAUGCAGUUUGUGGAAUAAAGAACACACAACUUUAAAACUAUAAUUUUGACCCAACAUCACCACACCAGAUGCUGCUGUGGGGUUUUUUUUGGCACCACAUUAUUUUAAGAUACAUUUUUUGUUGUCACAACACAGAUUUUACUUAAUGUUUUUAAAAUCAGGCUAAAGAUCAUGUAAAUAUAUCUCUUAAGUCAUUGUUUAUUUCCAACCAACUUGUUUGUUGUGUACUUUUGUAAAAAGACUGCUCCGUGUAUUUCACUGUUCCAUGUGAAUGUUUGGCAAAAUACUGAAUGGAUGAUGUUGGUAAUGCUCAUUGCUGUUACAAAGGAUGUGGAGAUGGACCCAGGGGGGAGUUUGCAGAACAAAAUACAAGGGAAAUGCAAUGUAACUGGUACCUUGUUUUUAUCAUUCUAUUUCUCUGGUUACUGAAUUAAUAAUAAAACCCAUUAAAUUAAC